Messenger RNA from Paramecium primaurelia, 1272 nucleotides. The record is from the annotation of a GenBank genome assembly. Lineage: Eukaryota; Ciliophora; Oligohymenophorea; Peniculida; Parameciidae.
AUGUCAUCACAAACACAUCAGAGUGAUAAAACUUUACAAAGAGACUCUCCUAAAAAUAGUUAUUUAUCUACUUUGACUGCCUUCUCAAUUAUAUUAGGUUUUGCAAUUCUAAUUGGAGUAGGAUUAGAGAAUUAAUAAAUGAUCCAAUAAUUUCAAUUUCAAUCACAGUCACUCAUUCUAUUAAACCCUUUUAUUUGGUUCACACAUAACUCUUUGGCUCGUCUAUGCUCUCUAUGUUGUCCAUAAAGUGUUUUAAAAAGAAAAUUAAAAAAGAAAAACAGUUAUUUGAUUAGAUGUACCUAUCUUAAUGAGUGCUUAAUGUGCUUAUUAACUUGGAAAACAUAGAAAAGAAAAUAUGAUCAUGCGUUUUGGUUCUAAAUUUAAUCAUCUCAAUUAUUCCUCGAUAAUACUUAUAUCAAAUUUAUAAAAUCAAAUUCAUUUCAAUCUGCUAAUGAAGAUGUUAUUAUGUGUAUGAUUUAAACAGAUAUUUACAAUGAUUUUAUAAAAUUAUUAUCACCAUCCUAACAAUAAGCAAUAGAAUAUCAACAUUCAAAGGAGCAUGCGAGUAUCUAAUUUCUAGUUGUCAGAGAGGAUUAACAAAAAAAUAAAGAACUUAAAGAAUAAGACAUAUAUGAUGAAAUUGAGGCAUUAAUUAGUAUUUCAAACAAAUAAUAUCAAAAAUAAAUUAUUUUAGAAGAUUCAAAAAAGCAGGAAAUAGGAAAAGAACAAAUAUUAAAAGAGAAAUUUUAUUUGUUUGAAAAAUUAAUUUAUUUAUACACUAGAGAUGAGAUAUUUCAAGUCUUUAAUUGGUAAUUUGCUUAGCAUAACUAUUAAAAAAUUAAAAAUAUUAUUCUCUGUCUUUAUCAAAGAUUUAAGUAAAAUUAAUUAAAACAAUAUAAAAUUUUUUUAUCUUUUUUUAGAGGAAUUUAUUUUGAUUCUAAAGACAUAUUUGACAAAUUAUCUAAGAUCCAUAAUCUUCAUAAAAGGAUGGAACAUCUCUUUUGGAAUACAAUUACUAGUGCGUAUUAUAAUUUUUGUUCAAAUGGCAAUUAUGGAAUAUUUUAUUAACUCCUAUUGGAUUAAGAUGUUCCUCAUCCAUGUUUUAAAUUAUAAUUGUACCAUACCCAUUAUCCAGAAGAGGAAGAAGUACUACUAUUCCCAUAAUUUGAAUUUAUUGUUUAAGAAACCAAUAGUAUUUAAUUAGAACCCACUACAAUCUAUACGGUUACGAUUAAACAAGUAACUAUGCAUUUUCACUUUAUCCAAUAUUGA